AUCACGUGAGUCAACUACAAGUUAUCUUUGAUCCACCCUCUUUCUCACGAUCAUGAUGAUCCAGCAAGAGAUUUCUGAGCGAAAGCCAUUCACUGAGGUUGACGGCAACAACAUAUUACGACAAUCCGCUUCCCAUCGAAGAGUAACAGCAGGACCCCCCCUAUCUUCAGAUUCGAUUAGAACUUUCCCUGGCGACAUACGAAUAGGAUAGGCGAAGUUGUCUCUCAGGUUGCGCUCUCUGCGCCUGGUCUUAGCCUUUAGUACCAGUUUUUUGCAUGAUCUAGUAGUAGUUCUUGAGAUAUCUUGACCUUUUGUGUGGGGGAUUUGUUCUUGUCGUUUAGUUGUCUCUGUCUCAUGUCCAUAUCCCUGUUCUUCUGUGACCAAACACAUUUACAUCAUAGCCUUUGCUAACACCUACGAGUCGAUUCAACAGUGUCACUGUGACAAAAUGCCGCAAGGUUCACGUAGCGCGCGAGUGUGCUAUUAUGAGCUUCUUGGCGUGGCUAAGGAUUGCGACGAAACGGCACUGAAGAAGUCAUACCGGAAGCUCGCGCUGCAGUGGCACCCGGACAAAGCUUCUUUGAAUGGCCUUUCCAACGAAGACGCGACCAAGAAGUUUCAGCAGAUCGGCGAGGCCUAUCAGUGUCUAACUGAUCCACAGGAGCGCGCUUGGUAUGACAGCCACAGGGAGCAGAUUUUAUACGGUACCGGAGAUGACGACGACGAAACGAUCGAUCCCUUUGAGAGGUCAGUCGACCUUUGGAGCUUCUUCAGCAGCUCCUGCUAUGACGGUUAUCACGACAACAGUGGCGGUUUUUUUCAGGUCUACGAGGAGCUGUUCCGCAAAAUCGACAUCGCAGAGCAGGACUACAGCGACGACAAGCGUUUGGCACCAGCCUUUGGGAAAUCAGCAGACAAGUGGGCAGAAGGACCGGGACCUUUUUACCAGCACUGGAACGGCUUCUGCUCACAACGACCAUUCGGGCAUGCUGACAAGUACUUGCUUCAACUAAAAUAUGCGUUAAUAUCUUCAUCGUAGAAGAAGUAUUUUUCAGCAUGACAGAAAAUCAUAAUCUAGAAACCCGCACAAGAACACGAUAUUUUUCCAAAAAACUCUUUCUCUUCUUCAUUCCACGAAGGUACAAUCCGCUAAACGAGCCAAACCGUCGGUAUCGGCGCAUGGCAGAGACCGAAAAUAAAAAGUUGCGCCAAGCAGCGAGAGGCGAGUAUAACCAGAAGGUUCGGCGCUUGGUCAGCUUAGUGAUGCGUCGCGACCCACGCGUGGAGGAACAGGAGCGACAGAAGGCUGCCCAGAAACGGGAGAAGGUUGCAGAUCUGGAGAGAAAAAGGGAGGAAGAGCAGCUACUCAAACGUGAGGCACGUGCCGCUGCACUGCUCGAGGAAGAGAAGCGGUGGGCGGAAAACGACAGAAUAAUGCGCGAAAAAGAAGAGGAAGCACUCUUAAACGGCGCUUCAUUUUCGUCGUCGUCUUGUAGCAAUGCGCGACUGGUGGGCGAGGAGGAUCUCGCUGGUUCCGCUAGAAGCACACCCCGAGGCGGCACAGCGGACGACGAAGAAUACAAACCGGUACAGUAUGUUUGCGAAGUUUGUCGAAAAAAUUUCAAGAGCGAGAACCAGUUCAAAGCACACUGCAAGUCAAAGAAGCAUCUGCACGCAGUCGAAGCACUUAUGGCUGAAGAAGAUGAGUGGAGCGAUCUCGAAGACGAGGACGACGUACUUGCGAAAUCAGACAAAGACGAGGACCACAAACAAGACCAAGAGCAAAGUGGAGGAUCAAGUCCUUCUAGAAGUCGCACAGCAUCUUCAAGAGCAGAAGACGUGUCUCCCACUAACAGUUGCAGUCCAACUAGAUCAAAAGACAAAGGUUCACCUGGUGCCAAUUUUUCGCCGAAGCCUCGGACACAAACUGCGGACUCAAUAGGCGAGUCUGUAGUUGCAAAAUCAGAAGCUUCCUCCAGUAGAAGUCGCCGAAAAUCGAGGACUGCAUCAAAGACGUCAGGCUCGACAAGCGAAUCAGAGGACGAUGAUUUCCUUGCCCGAUUCGCUAACAUGAGGACCGCAAAAGCAGAGCCAAAGAAAUUUGACGACUCAAGUAGUAAAAGCGAAGGUAGCGAAAAAGAAACCAGGAGUGGUAAAAUUGAGGAGGAGAUGGCGAAGGAAAAAGUGCCACCGUCCUCAGAUGAUGAAGACGAGGAAACUACAUCUGCAGCUGGUUGUGGAAGCGUGACCAGUGGAGAGGCAGCUGGCGAUAAAAGCUCAGGGAGCCCCGGUAAAGCAGAAGGAUCAAACCAGGAUGAUGUUGACGUGACUUCAAAAGAAACUGAGGUGGAUGCAAGAACAGUAAACCCUAAAGCAUCAGUUGACACGGAUCUAGAGGCCGACGGAGCAGAUCCGAUAAAUAUUGAUGAGAAAGAUGUCGAUGAAGCUGCAAAUCCCCAGCAAACGAGCGGCAAACGCAAACGAAGACGAGCGCCGAAGACUUCUGCGCCAGGCGAAUGCGCGGCCACGAACCGGCCAAGGCCAGCCGGUUCAGGCGAAAGCUUGCCAGAGGCAAACUCGAUGCCUACCGUAUUCGGAUGCUCCUUUUGUCGGCAGACGUUCCAUACCAAAAACAAACUGUUCGACCACCUUAAGCGAAACCCAACGCACAUGGCGUGGAAGCAAGCCCCCGGGGAGAGCAAGAAGCAAGCAGCUGCUGCAACAGCAACUGGUCCGUCGAAGGGGGCAAAAAAGAACAAAAACAAAUGAAGGUUGUCACCGCGCAUACACCACUUAUUUGCACCCCCAUACAUGUGAGCACGAUGCGAAAGUGAUUACAACUCUGUUUCCCCAUUAUUCCUCUCACUUUCUGUUUGCGAAUUCUGAUUUACCACUUUGGUCGCGCAGUGAACAAUUAUAUAUAAGAAGAAAAACAGCGCAUGCGCAAAAGAAUCAAGAAUCACAAAUCCAUG
Messenger RNA from Amoebophrya sp. A25, 2972 nucleotides. NCBI's taxonomy places the organism in Eukaryota, Dinophyceae, Syndiniales, Amoebophryaceae. The record is from the annotation of a GenBank genome assembly.